GUUUCUCUGCUUUUGUUUUGCUCUAUUGCUAAGGUUUGAUCCUAAGAAGAAGACGAGGUUUGUGUGCACAAUAUAAUGGAAGCUCCGUUUGUUCUUCCCUCUCCCUCUUUCACUGCUUUCAGGACAAGCAAAGAGCUUCUCCAUAUGCCAUCACUGUUUGAGUUGAAAAGCAUAACAUGCUUCUCAGUUUGUAGUCAAAAGCAAGAUUACAAUCGAAAGAUGUACAUUAUACCCAUUAGGACUGUUUGUGCUCGGCUUUGCAUCGCAAGAUCUUCAGUUGGGUCGUUAGAAUUUGGUGGGACAGGUCCGCCUAGCAAUGCUUAUUCAGGAUUUUCAGCUUCAAAUGACCAUCAGAGGGGAUUUACAAUGUCCCUUGACUCUGCAAGUGACACAUUGCACAGAAUCAGAGAUUUUGAGAGAGAGUUGGAAGAAUUAUUUGAUGAAGUGAAAAGAAUGAUUAGGAUGGGAAACAAAAAUGAUGCAAUAGAUCUGCUUAAUGCAAAUUAUGAAGUGGUAAAAGAGCGACUGAACACAGGCACUAAAGGCAUAGAAGAAGCUGCUAUUUUGGACAUCAUAGCACUGGGUUACAUGGCUGUUGGAGACUUAAAAUUUGUUGAUUCUCUGUUGAAUAUGAUGAAAGAAGUUGUUGACAAUUUGAAGGAUGAUGCACCACAUCUAGAUUCAAUACUUAUGCACAUGGGAAGUAUGUAUGCAACAUUGAGCAAGUUUGAAAAAUCAUUGGACACAUAUCAAAGGGCUGUCUACAUUAUGGAGAGGACAUAUGGUAAGGAUAGCACUUUUCUUGUUACACCCUGUUUGGGUAUGGCAAAAGUUCUUGGUUCCAUUGGAAAAGCAACAACAGCAAUAGAUAUAUACCAGCGUGUAAUCACUCUCUUGGAAUCAAGAAGAGGUGCUGAAAGUAAGGAUUUGGUCGUACCUUUACUUAGUCUUGGCAAUCUUUUACUGAAAGAAAAAAGAGCCAAUGACGCCGAAAGUCAUUUUACUAGGGUUCUAAAUAUAUACACCAAAUUGUAUGGACAAAAUGAUGGAAAGAUUGGAAUGGCUAUGAGUUCCUUAGCCCAAGUGAAGUGUGCUCAAGGGAAAUCAGAUGAAGCAAUUCAUUUGUUUAAACACGCUCUUCAGGUCAUGAAGGAUUCAAAUUACUUGCCACCAGAUGACAGUAUAUUGGAAAAGAUGAGGGUAGAUCUAGCUGAUUUACUUCAUGCUGUGGGGAGAGGGAAAGAAGGCAGAGAGCUUUUAGAGGAGUGCUUAUUGAUCACUGAGAGGUACAAAGGAAAGGAGCACCCCAGUUUAGUGACACACAUGGUAAAUCUUGCAACUUCAUAUUCACGGUCAAAGAAUUAUGCGGAGGCUGAGCACUUGCUGAGAAGAAGUUUGCAAAUUAUGAUAAAGCAUAAGGGAACUGAUGACCCGUCCAUCAGCUUUCCUAUGUUGCACCUUGCAGUUACACUCUACCAUUUGAAACAAGAUGAAGAAGCUGAGAAAUUUGCUCUGGAAGUUUUGCACCUCCGUGAGAAGGCAUUUGGAGAAGAUUCUCUUCCUGUUGGAGAGGCUUUGGACUGUUUGGUGUCUAUACAAACCAGACUUGGUAAGGAUGACAAUGAGUUACUCAAGCUGCUUAGAAGGAUCCUGAAUAUCCAAGAGAAAGAAUUUGGAUAUGAGAGUGAGGAGGUUUUGGUUACCCUGAACAAAAUUGUAUACUACUUGGAUAAAUUAGGGAGAAAAGAUGAAAAGCUUCCCCUACAGAGAAGGUUGUCUCUGCUUAGGAAGAAAUAUAAGCAGAUGGUUCAUCACUAAAGGGGUAUCAUAAUAUAUCAUUAUGAUGUUUGUGAUCUUUAUCCUUCCUUCAUGCUUUUUUUAAGCAUUUCUCCAAAUGUUUCCUUGUGUUACUUCCCAGUGAGAGGCUAUGACUAUUUCUUUGCGUUCACAUUAGUAUAUGGGGGUGCCAAUUAGAACUAUCGUAAAAUGAUAACGAGGAAUUUCAGGUUCAU
Abrus precatorius (Indian licorice) is the source of this 2012-nucleotide messenger RNA. Its product is annotated as nephrocystin-3. The transcript has 9 exons. Gene Ontology annotation, biological process: chloroplast organization. The record is from RefSeq and is a predicted model, not a curated record. Bases 76 to 1818 code for a protein of 580 amino acids. Gene Ontology annotation, molecular function: protein binding. Lineage: Eukaryota; Viridiplantae; Streptophyta; Magnoliopsida; Fabales; Fabaceae. Gene Ontology annotation, cellular component: chloroplast.